AUGGCAGAGGGAGGUGUGACAGAUCUAGUCUUGGAUGAGACCCAGAAGGAACUUCAAGAAUGUCCUAUCUGUUACACUGAGUACAAGGAUCCUAGGAAGCUAGACUGCUCACACAGCUUCUGCCUGAAAUGUCUGCAAGAACUCAAACUGACACAAAAUAAGGACGACAAGAAUAUCGUCUGUCCGUUGUGUCGAAAGGAAACUGCCCUGACAGAAGCUGGCGUGGACAUGCUACCUGGAGGAUCAAAGGAUGUCAAUCAACAGGAACAGACUGAAGGUCAGGGGUUAAAAGUCAUGUGUCAGGCAUGUGAUGAGGCGGAGAACGAAGCUAUUUCUCGAUGCAUGGAUUGCAAGCAUUAUCUCUGUCAAGAAUGCCAGAAGGCGCAUAAUCGAUUUGCAGCACUGAAGAGUCACAAGAUUGUAGCUUUGACAGAGCUACCUGUUGAGCCCGAAGAAAUAACUGAGGAUACUGAACUCAAGAAAGUUCCCAAGUGUCGCGAGCACCCAGAUCAAGAUCUCUGUCUGUAUUGUAACACAUGUGAAGUCCUCAUAUGCAAUGAAUGCACAAACAUUGACCACAAAGGAUCCAUACAUUCUCACGUCAGCAUCGACCAGGCGAAAGCAGAAAAGGAAAUUGCCAAAAUCAGAGAGAAAGAACAACAACUCAAAAUGGAGGCCAGGGACAUUGCCACUAAACGAGAGAAACAAUUUGCAUAUGCGGUAACGUCUGAGAAGAUUCUGGGUAAAGUGAAUAAAGUGAUGACUACAGCAACGUGCUAUGAGAUCCUGGAGAACAAAAAGAAAAUGCUGCGGGAUUUGAAUGAGCAGGUGGAGGUGCAUAAGAGUUUGGAUAUCAAGCAUGGGAAGUCAUUCCUUGGCUUUAAGGAGAGUAAAGAGGAUGGUCAGUUUGGGACUCUGCUCUUGGAGGAGAAAUGGGAGACAGAUGUGGCCUUUUCAGAAUAUGUGCAAGGUAGAGACUAUCGACAUAUAGCAGCAUACUCCACAAGUGAAAUUGCUGUGGUACAGAGUGAUAAAUUGCUAACAUUGGGUAUAAAAGGGAAGGUGAUUUCUACAAAGACCUACAAACCUGACCCUGAUAAACCAAACGAACCCCAUGACCCUAAUGACAUACAGAAAGCAACAGCUCUAGCCAUCAACAAGGAUGAUCAACUUCUGAUCCUAGACAAUCCUGCAGUCAAGAUCUUCAACAAGGAAUACCAGCUCCUUCAUCAGUUCCUACCGGGUAAAGAGGCCGGCGUGGAUGGAAUGCCGACGUGCCUGGCAGUGGACAGCAGCAAUCUGAUAGCAAAACACAAUCUUCAGCAAGAUAAACUUCCCAACCAAGCCUUCUUUGUAACUUAA
This is a messenger RNA of Patiria miniata (bat star), 1362 nucleotides long. RefSeq names its product E3 ubiquitin-protein ligase TRIM33-like. The coding region runs from base 1 to 1362 and encodes 453 amino acids. The transcript has 3 exons. NCBI's taxonomy places the organism in Eukaryota, Metazoa, Echinodermata, Asteroidea, Valvatida, Asterinidae. Gene Ontology annotation, molecular function: zinc ion binding; ubiquitin-protein transferase activity. The record is from RefSeq and is a predicted model, not a curated record. Gene Ontology annotation, biological process: positive regulation of DNA-templated transcription. Gene Ontology annotation, cellular component: nucleoplasm; chromatin.